AUGGCAACGCACACUAGAAUUCGCAAGUCAAGAGGCGCGUACCGCGGACAAAUCUCGAAGUCCAUCACGAAAGCCGAAACGAUCACCAGUAUAGAAUUAACAGAAGACCAUCUAGAUCAACUCACAGCAGUCGAACAACAUAUAACUAAGGCAUUCGAGCAAGUUAAGAAGUUAGAUGCUGAGCUGCUUGAAAUUACUAAGGACGACGACGUAGCAGAGGUAAUCGUAGAGGCUGACGACCAUAACGCUGAAGUUGAGGAAUACCUCCUGAAACUCAAAAGACAUAUUGAGAGACAAACACACAAAAAAAAGCCAACGCCCACUCCCGCAGUUGUACCACCGAAGGCGAAGACCGUCCGACUUCCUAAACUAAGCCUGGCGUCAUUCGAUGGGGAUUUACUCAAGUGGCAGAGCUUUUAUGACAGUUUCGCAGCAUCGGUGCAUAGUUACCCAGACUUAGACGGUUUCCAUAAAUUCCAGUACCUAAAUGCUCAGCUUACAGGAGAAGCAUCUCGUGUUAUUCAAGGACUAGCAUUAACUAAUGCAAACUAUGCACACGCCCUGGAACUAUUACGAAACCGUUACGGACAACCGCAUAAACUUUCUAGUGCAUACAUGAAAGCUUUAUGGGACCUCCCUAAGCCAAGUGGUGAAUUCACUGGAUUACGUCACUUCUAUGACACUCUUGAAAUUCUUAUUCGUGGAUUAGAUACCCUGGGAAAGUCAGAGAAUACCUACGGUGACCUGUUAGUACCUAUCGUCCUUGAGAAGCUUCCAGGAUCUAUUCGACAACAAUUGGCAAGAACCCACGGUAGUAGUGAUUGGAAGUUGAAAGACUUACGAAAGAAUCUUUUGAAAGAAAUCGAAGCUAUUGAAGAAGGAAAUGUGACCAGUUACACAACUCCCAGUGCUAUCUCGUCUUCAACUGCAGCUUUCCAUACGGAUACUAAACCGUUUCAUAAGACAUGCGCAUUCUGUAAGGACGCUUCACAUUAUUCGGUGAAUUGCAAGACAGUAAUAGAUCAUGACAAACGUCAACAAAUCGUAAAUCGAGAUCGUCUUUGCUUUAACUGCCUUGGCAAUCACAAAAUAAAGGACUGUAAGUCGAAACGAACAUGUCGCCACUGUAGUCGGAAACAUCACACGUCCCUCUGUAGGUCAACCAAUACGGGAUCCGAAACAUUAAUGACGCAAUCAACUACGUGUACGGAUAACGAAGUUAAAGCCUGUCGAAAUACGACGCAAGUUCACGCUAAGUCGGUGUCAGCAGGUGACGUCAAUGUUGGCGGUUUGUCGAAGUCGGGAACAGUUUUACUGAAAACAGCCAUUGCUGAAAUCUCUUCUGGAUCAAAUACUUAUACAGCGACGAUACUUUUCGACGAAGGCGCAACACGAUCGUUUAUAACGAAGGAUUUCGCACGAAAGUUGGAUAUCACGACGGAGGGAUCGCAGAAAAUUCAACUUGCUGCAUUCGGUGGCAAACCUUCUCAUGUCAAAUCCUACGAUAAGGUGUCAUUCGCAGUGCAUACGAUCACCGGUGGAAAGAUGGAUAUUUCAGCACUUGUAGUUCCAAAAAUUUCCGCUCCCAUCAAAAACUUCGUUAAUGCUUCACUCUUGGAUUUACCUCACCUACGGGAAUUACCUUUCGCUCAUCCAGUUUCCAAUGUGGAUUCGUUCGAGAUAUCGGUUCUCAUCGGGGCCGAUUUCUAUUGGGAUUUCGUGAUGGAUCACGUAAUACGAGGCCCUGGACCCACUGCAGUGCAGUCCAAGCUCGGUUACUUACUCUCUGGCCCGAUAUACAAGGAAUCUCAUGAAUCGAACACUACGAUACUACACAUAGCUACUAAUAUUCUCGAUGAGAAAACCAAACUUCAGGAAUAUUGGGAUUUAGAAACGAUAGGUAUCAAAGAUGACCCAUCUGACCUAUGCAAGUCAAUGGAUUUUGAGUCAUACUGUGAAACGCAUUUACGGUUUGAGGACAACGGCUACAUUGCAAGACUUCCGUGGAAAGCAGAAUAUCCACCCUUGCCAACGAAUUAUGACGUGUGCGUGCGACGUACACGAAAUAUGAUUCGAAAGCUAUCACCCGACUUACGCAAGAUGUACAAUGACAUUAUCCAGGAUCAAACCAGACGUGACUUCAUUGAAGAAGUUCCCAUAGAUGAUGUAGCCUGUGGUCACUAUCUCCCACAUAGGCCAGUCAAGAAAGAUUCAGCUACAACUCCAAUAAGAAUAGUAUACGACUGUAGCUGUAAAGUUGGUGAAGGAGCCAGCCUUAAUGACUGUUUAGAGACUGGACCGCCACUUCAGAACGAUCUUGCUGCAAUCCUUGUUAGAUUUCGCCUACAUCACUACGCUCUAGCAACUGACAUUGAAAAGGCGUUUCUGAACGUUGGGCUUGACGCAGAGGAUCGGAAGUUUACAAAAUUUCUGUGGUUGACGGAUAGUAACGACCCAAACAGUGCCUUCAAGGUGUACCAGUUUAAAGUGGUGCUUUUCGGAGCAGUGUGCUCACCUUUUAUUCUAAACGCCACUGUCAGGUCACACUUAGACAAACACGAAUCCCCAGUUGCAGCCGAUAUGAAGGACAAUAUCUAUGUUGACAAUGUAGCGAGUGGAGCUGAAAGCACACAUGACACUGUGAAAUACUACCAGGAAUCCAGAAAGGUAAUGAAAUCUGGUGGAUUCAAUCUCCGAGCAUGGUCGUCCAAUUGCCCUGAACUUCGGAAAUUGGCUGAAGCAGACAACGUUUACAACCCAGAUCGAAUUGCUAAUGUGCUUGGACUAGACUGGGAUACUGAACAGGACAUUCUGCGAUAUUCAAAGCGGAAAAUUGAACCUUCAAUAGACAAUCUGGUGACAAAACGUGAAGUUGUUCAAGUUACAAGCAGUAUCUAUGAUCCACCUGGACUUCUGUCUCCAGUACAUGUUAUGGCUAAGAUAUUUAUACAAGAGCUAUGGACACACAAGUUAGAUUGGGACGAACCGCUGCCGGACGAGCUUAACCAUACUUGGAGAAGGUUGAGUCAGGAGCUGUCAACCGUGACACAAUCAUGUGCCAUUGAUCGCAAAUACUUCGAUUGUCAAAACACUAGCAACGAUUUGUAUGAGCUUCAUGUAUUUGCAGACGCGAGCCCAAAGGCCUACGGGGCUGUUGCAUAUUUGAAAUGUGGCGGAUGCACUUCACUUGUGAUGGCAAAAACUCGGGUUGCGCCGAUCAAACCCAUCUCGCUGCCUAGAUUAGAGCUAAUGGCCGCUUUAAUCGGAUCACGUUUACUGAACUAUCUUCACAGAGACCUCAAACAACUGAUCAACAUUGAACAUGCAUUCCUUUGGUCGGACAGUCAGAUAGUUCUACACUGGAUACACAGUGAGAAAAAGCUGCCUUUAUUCGUUGAGAACCGUGUAAGAGAAAUACGUGCUUGCCAAGUCAUAACCAGAUUCAAAUACUGUCCCACAAAGGAUAACCCUGUCGAUAUUCUUACUCGGGGAAUGAAUGCAUCAGAUCUUCAAAACGCCAUACUCUGGUGGAACGGUCCACACUGGCUUAGAACUUCUGAGUGGCCACAAUGCGAGCUAUUCGAUGGUAAAUCGCAUACAAUGGAUACUGACAACGCUGAUCAUGAUCCGGUCGUCAUUGUAACCAACGCAGUCGGUGAACCUGAUGUAGACAUGCGCAUCACCAACGUAAUCGACCCCGAACGUUACAGUUCGUAUACGAAACUGUUGCGCAUCAGUGCUCUCGUACUCAGAUUUGUUGCAAAUGCGAAAAAAAAUCCCCAACUACAAAACGUUGGACCGCUCACGGCAGGUGAAAUUCAAGACGCAGAAACAAUGUGGAUUAAACAUGUUCAACGUCAGAGCUACGGAGAUGAGAUCAAGACGUUAAUGUCAAAACCUGCAGAACUCAAGCAGUUGUUUGAAUCUGAAUCAGUUAAAACCUAUUUAGCUAACCGCCGUGUUGAAUGGUUGUUCAUACCGAAACGGGCACCUUGGUACGGUGGUUUUUGGGAACGGUUGAUUGGGUUGACAAAGACAGCCUUGAAAAAGGUGCUGGGCCGCCGUUUCUUAACGCUUGAUGAGUUACAGACUGUCCUCACCGAGAUUGAGGCCAUACUCAAUGACCGACCGAUCACAUACCUGUCCUCAGAUACUGAUGAUUUACAACCGCUUACGCCAUCGCAUUUUUUACAUGGUAGACCACUGUCUACUGUUCCUCAUGAGUUGUACGAUACUGAUGAGUUGCGUGACCCAACGUUUGGCAGUCAGUCAGAAUUGCAACGACGCGCUGUGUUGAUGGCCAGUGUGCAAGCACAGUUUUGGAACCGGUGGUCACAAGCGUACCUAGCGGCUUUACGUGAAAGAGAUCGCAAUUGUGAUUAUAUGCCUAAGACAUACAACGCUGACCAGCCAGAAUCGCAGGAGAGCAACGUGAGCACCCCACCAAUGAAAGGCUCGCCGAUGAAUAUAAAAACACUGAAAGAUGGAAGUAGUGGAAGGAGGGUGACUUGA
Messenger RNA from Lineus longissimus, 4512 nucleotides. RefSeq lists its product as uncharacterized. Lineage: Eukaryota; Metazoa; Nemertea; Pilidiophora; Heteronemertea; Lineidae. The record is from RefSeq and is a predicted model, not a curated record. Bases 1 to 4512 code for a protein of 1503 amino acids. The transcript is spliced from 3 exons. Gene Ontology annotation, molecular function: nucleic acid binding.